Messenger RNA from Botrytis porri, 390 nucleotides. RefSeq lists its product as uncharacterized. The transcript has 2 exons. Lineage: Eukaryota; Fungi; Ascomycota; Leotiomycetes; Helotiales; Sclerotiniaceae. The record is from RefSeq and is a predicted model, not a curated record. The coding region runs from base 1 to 390 and encodes 129 amino acids.
AUGAGUGGAAUUAUCUCCACGAGAAGUAUUCGGCUUGAAUCCUCUGAUAAUUCAGCAGGCCCUUUGGGUGCUCAGGCUCUCGCGUGCUUGGCAGUAAUGUCUGAAGUUGGAAUUAUCAAUUUUCAACCCAAUUUAGACCGAAUUGCGUGGUUCAAGGUCCGAGAAGUAGAGAAUCAAACUCCGAAUUCAAGUGAAAAAUAUAAGAUCUCUCUCCGCUUUCAAUUUUGCCGAAUGAUUUUUGAGGGCAAUCAGGAUGACGAAGUGAAAAAUGUCCACUUUCCUGAAGAGUCGAUCCUCCGCAUCUUACUAUGCUGGAAACGCAUGGCAGCGGCGUGGAAUCUUCAACAAGCCCCAUAUUUCGUCAUAAUAGCAUGGUGGUGCGUGUUUUGA